Messenger RNA from Alternaria infectoria, 1002 nucleotides. RefSeq lists its product as uncharacterized. NCBI's taxonomy places the organism in Eukaryota, Fungi, Ascomycota, Dothideomycetes, Pleosporales, Pleosporaceae. The transcript has 5 exons. The record is from RefSeq and is a predicted model, not a curated record. Bases 1 to 1002 code for a protein of 333 amino acids.
AUGGCUUUCAACAAGAGAGGCCCCAACAACUUUGCGCACUGGAACAUGUUCCCCUUCAUGACGGCACCCAAGACGCAGUACUUUCUCGGGCAGAAACAAUCACCGCUGUUCCGACUUCCACGAGAGAUUAGGAAUACCAUCUAUGAGUACUAUGCUCAGGGUCGACCACAGUAUGUGUACAAUAGGGGCACAGCAAAAUUACGAUACUCCAAUACUUCAGCUCAGACGGAGGGUCUCGGUCUCAUGAUGACCUGCAAGAUUGCUGCAGACGAGAUGCAGCACGUCGCUUUCCAGAAUGUCGAGUUUACUACACAUUGCUCCGUGGACGAUGGCGCAGUCUUCCAACAACUCCGAUCCAGAGUCGCUCGAUUUUGCCAGCUAUUCGAUAUGGUUCAGGUUCAGAGACAAUACAUGUUGAUCUGUGUCGCGGAACUACUCGAGGCGUCAGAUGUUACUGAAAUAAGAGCUCGUUAUCCAGCCAUCGAAGACUGUUUCGAAGGACCUCUGAAGCAAGCACUCGCACAAAACAUCAAUACACUCUCCCGAUACAUGAACAUUGGUUUGGACAAUCACACAUCUCAAGAUUUCAUAGAAGCUCUCGUGCUUGCGCUCGACAUGGCGAAGAGUCGAGAUUCGACCAAGUUUGCGCGGCUCACACGAGGAAUCUUUGGAAACAUCAUCUGCCCUGUGGGCAACCUUCGAGUGCAUCGAAUCCCCCCCAAGAGGCUGCGCAAUCUGCGCAAACUCGUCCUCCACGAAGACUUCAAGUCGAUGCCGCGUUCCACGGUUCGCGACGUCAUUGACGGCACUAGCAACAUUUCCUUUAUUGGAGAGGUGGGAGAAGAGUGGGAUCAAGAGGCAUUCUUCCUCCCAAGAAAGGAUUGGACGCUAGAUCAAUGGGCAGAAGAGUGGAAGCUUGAGAUAGACCCUCAAGGUUUCGGUCAUGUUCACCGGACAGUCUACAACGGUGAGGUCAUUCGCAGCAGCGACCGACCGUUGUAA